Histoplasma capsulatum G186AR is the source of this 1889-nucleotide messenger RNA. RefSeq lists its product as uncharacterized. Gene Ontology annotation, molecular function: D-mannose binding. The transcript is spliced from 7 exons. Gene Ontology annotation, biological process: endoplasmic reticulum to Golgi vesicle-mediated transport; Golgi organization; endoplasmic reticulum organization. The record is from RefSeq and is a predicted model, not a curated record. Gene Ontology annotation, cellular component: endoplasmic reticulum membrane; COPII-coated ER to Golgi transport vesicle; Golgi membrane. NCBI's taxonomy places the organism in Eukaryota, Fungi, Ascomycota, Eurotiomycetes, Onygenales, Ajellomycetaceae. Bases 1 to 1053 code for a protein of 350 amino acids.
AUGGUUCGACCAUGGGGUAUCACAAAAUUCCUGGCCCUCGCUUGCGCAUUUGUAUCAGUUUCCCAGGCAAAUUCCAUUGUGGAAAAAGCAAGUUUUGGGCACAAUGGGAAGAUAUCGGCAGACAAGCAUGUAAUCCCCGGCUGGCAGCUGUCUGGGACGGGGCAUACUCCUCACAAGCUGUCGGAUCGAGUGAUUUUGACCCCCCCAUAUACCGGUAACAAACGGGGAUCGCUGUGGUCCGAACAACCGUUUGACGGAUCCGAAUGGAUAGUCGAUUUUGAUUUCAGAUCCAACGGCGCAGAGAGGGGAGGCGGAAAUCUCCAGCUCUGGUACGUCAAGGAUGGACUGUCCAAAAUCUCAACGGCAAGCGUAUACACUGCUGGCCGGUUUGAUGGGUUCGUCCUUGUAAUUGAUGUACCGAACGGAAGAGGCGGAAGCGUCCGGGGCUUUUUAAAUGACGGCACCACAGAUUAUAACAGCGCAAAUGUCGACGGCCUAGCAUUUGGGCAUUGUGACUACUCAUAUCGGAAUCUCGGACGACUCUCACACAUUCAAAUCAAACAAACAAAAUCAACAUUUGAGCAACAAGUGACCGGCGCUGGCGGCAACGGCAUUGAUAACCGGCUCAAUGACUUGCAAAACCGUCUGCAAGGGCUAGUAGGAACUGCGGACCGACUUCUGACUGAAAUCCAGUCACUAUCCAGAAAAGUCGACGAGCGUCACCAGGACACCUUGCAAAAACUAACUGCAAAUCGUGAUCAGGUGGGUCAAAUGGAGCAACGGAUGCAGCGCAUUGAGAACAUGCUCCAGGCCGUGCAGAAGGGCGUGACAGACUCCGACCUCAAGAAUCAGUUGCACAGGCUGCAGGAUGCCUUGAAGACAUCACACACGGGAGUGAUCGAGCAACUCCAAUCGACUUCACAUCAGAUACUCUCCUCCAAGCCGCGAAUGGGAUUCUUCAUCUUCCUAAUAGUUGUGUGCCAACUUGGACUUGCCGCUUCGUAUAUCGUGUACAAACGGCGUCGCGCAAAUAUGCCCAAAAAGUUCCUUUAAGGUGGAUGGAAUAUCCGUUGCAUACCUAACAUUCUACCCCUACAGGAAAAGAUGAGAAAGAGGGAGAAAGAAAAAGAAAAGAUUUGUCCAAAUGCUUAAAUAUCUGACUGAAAUACCAACAAAUACAGCAAAAAUUAAGACAUGACGACGUGAGAAAUAUAAAGAAAGAAUGAUAUCCACUAUCACCACAAGGAUCAAAGACGAUUAUUUAAACCGAGAUAAAAUGGGAAAAGGGUAAGGAAUGAAAAGAUAUAAGGAAACAAAGUCCGUGAAAUGAUACACUUAUCCAUAUACCUCCUUCUCUCACCAGCUAUUUCCCCAUCUUUGGUUGGCAAAUGAUUUGCCCAUUAUUUAUCUAUUAUACUCCUCUUUACAUUUUCCCCUUGCUAUCUAUCAUCUUGUACCAAGUUGACCUGCUUCACGUUUCGGUUCUGUUUUAUUCCCAUAUACUAACCCUUCCUUGUUGGCGGUAUUUUCCAUCUUGCAUCCAGUUUGUAAGUGAGCUCGAAAGAUUUUGUCCAGCUUAUUGCUUCCUUCCUCACUUUCGUCCUCCUCCCUUCUUUUGAAAUUUCCCAGUCAUGUUUUCCACUUGUUUUUCAUUCCUGUUUUCCCUUUCUGGCUUUACUUUUCAACUUCCUAUCUUUCCAUAGAUAUAUACGCCUGCUAUGUUUUGCGCCCUGAUCUCUAUCCUCUAUGAAUGUGUUCCCUCAUAAUCAUCAUGAUUACUCUCGAUCUCCCUUCCACUCGAUAUCAAAAUGUCCCUAUUAUCGUUGUACCGGGUCGCUUCAUCUCCGCCGCGUCCAUCGGACUAAAAAUAAAAUCAAAAAUAAGCAACU